AUGGCCGAGGACCACCGACCCCCGCUCCCUUCUUACCAUUCACAGAACUCAGUGAGCGACCAUGGGGACCCGUUCGCCGACCGUCCGCGACAUGUCAACUUCCAAGAGCCAGCUAUGUCUGCAUAUGAGAGCUCCGUCUCCCUGCCGCAAGAAUUCGGUGGCAUGGGUGGCGGCUACGACGAUGACGACGUUGAGAAGCUGCCCCUCACCGCCGCACCUGGCAGUCUCUAUCCUCCUGGACCCAUUGACCCAAAUGCAUACGGAGACCCGUAUGAGCGUCCCAUCUCCACCGUCUCGACAGCAUCUUCAGGCGUUGAGUCUUCCUGGAGACGGCGACAGACGAUCAAGCGCGGUGUUACCCGUAAAGUCAAGCUUACGAAGGGUAACUUCAUUGCAGAGUACCCUGUACCAUCCCCGGUGUACAGCGCCAUCGAGCCGAAGUGGCUGGGCAUGUCGAAAUCGACCGAAUUCUCACACAUGAGAUACACUGCGGCAACGUGCGAUCCCGAUGACUUUUCGGAAGCUAGCGGUUACUCCCUCCGUACCAAGAUGUACAACCGGCAGACGGAGCUGCUCAUCGCUGUCACGUCAUACAACGAAGACAAGACACUCUACGCCCGUACCCUGCACGGCGUCAUGUUGAACAUUCGCGACAUCUGCAAGACUAAACAGUCCAAGUACUGGCGUCGCACAGCUGAGGAGGGUGUCCCGGGUUGGCAGAAGAUCACCGUGGCGCUCGUCAUUGAUGGUUUGGAACCCAUGGACAAGACAGUCCUGGAUAUUCUUGCCACCAUCGGUGUGUAUCAAGACGGUGUCAUGAAGAAGCAGGUCGAUGGCAAGGAUACCGUCGCCCACAUUUUCGAGUACACGACCCAGCUGUCCGUGGAUGCGACGCCCCAGCUCAUCCUUCCUCAUGGCGAUGACCAUACGAACCUUGUCCCGGUGUCGUUCAUCCUCGUCAUCAAGGCGAAGAACCAAAAGAAGAUUAACUCUCACCGAUGGCUCUUCAAUGCCAUAGGUCGGAUGCUUGAGCCCGAGAUUUGUGUUCUCAUCGAUGCUGGUACGAAGCCGGGCCACAAGUCCAUCUACUAUCUGUGGGAGGCCUUCUACAACGACCCACACUUGGGUGGGUGCUGUGGUGAAAUUCACGCCAUGUUGGAGGGUGGAAAGAAGCUCCUGAACCCCCUCGUCGCUGCGCAAAACUUCGAGUACAAGAUGUCCAACAUCCUCGACAAGCCACUCGAGAGUAGCUUCGGUUACGUGUCCGUGUUGCCUGGUGCCUUCUCUGCUUACCGGUUCCGUGCCAUCCUCGGUCGUCCUCUGGAGCAGUACUUCCACGGUGACCACUCAUUGGCUGAUCGACUCGGUCCGAAGGGUAUAUACGGCAUGAACAUCUUCACGAAGAACAUGUUCUUGGCAGAGGACCGUAUUCUCUGUUUCGAGCUCGUCGCCAAGGCCAACGAGCGGUGGACGCUGACGUACGUGAAGCCUAGUAAGGCUGAGACGGAUGUGCCGGAGUCUGCUGUGGAGCUUAUCGGCCAGCGUCGUCGUUGGUUGAACGGUUCGUUCGCCGCCUCGGUGUACAGUCUUGUGAACUUCUUCAAGCUCUAUCGGUCCAGCCAUGGUAUCAUCCGCAUGUUCUUCUUGCACGUCCAGGCAAUCUACAACGUCUUCACACUGAUCUUCACUUGGUUCGCGCUUGCCAACAUGUGGCUCACGUUCAGUAUCAUCAUCGAACUCCUGCCCAGUCAAAAACUUGUUCUUUUUGGCACUGUGGAAAUCACGCAUUGGGUCAACGAGGCCCUGAAGUGGGUCUACCUCGCGUUCCUUUGCUUGCAAUUUAUCCUCGCGCUGGGCAAUCGACCAAAAGGAGAACGACUGGCGUACACCAUCACUCUAUGGGUAUACGCCAUUCUAUCCGUCUACCUGCUGGUCUGUUCGUUCGCACUUACCAUCAAAGCCUUCAUGAACGUUCCUUCAGAAUUGAAGGGGAAGACUGUUAGCCAAAUCAUUUUGACUUUCUUGACGCCUCCUGUUGGUUCCCUCAUCGUCGCCAUGGUGGCAACGUACGGUAUCUACCUGAUAUCUUCAUUCCUCUACCGCGACCCCUGGCACAUGUUCACGAGCUUCCCUCAGUACCUCUGCUUGGCCCCCAGUUUCACGAACGUCUUGAACGUCUAUGCGUUCUGCAACCUUCACGAUGUCUCUUGGGGUACCAAGGGUAGCGACAAGGCUGAAGCUCUGCCGUCUGUCUCGUCGAAGAAAUCGAAGGACGCUGAUACUGCCGUCGUUGAGGAUGUUUCAAGGAACAAGGAAGACCUCGACGCUCACUUCAAGGAGACCGUGACGCGUGCGGUGACAAAACUGCAGGUGAAGGAGGAAGUCGAGAAGCCUACGAUGGACGACGAGAACAAGACGUUCCGUACACGUCUCGUCUCGUUCUGGAUGCUCUCGAACGCUACGCUCGCCAUCUCGAUUGAGAACCUGAACGGCUUGAGCUCCGGCGACGAGGACGUCGAUAACGAUACGCUUCGGAAGAAGCAAAACAUCUACUUCGCCGUCAUCCUGUACUCGACAUUCGGGCUGGCUGCCGUGCGGUUCAUAGGCUGCCUGUUCUACUUCUUCAAGCGGAAUCUCUUCCGGUGCUGCAGGAGGAACUGA
Molecule: messenger RNA, 2661 nt
Organism: Fomitopsis serialis
Lineage: Eukaryota; Fungi; Basidiomycota; Agaricomycetes; Polyporales; Fomitopsidaceae
Product: glycosyltransferase family 2 protein
Exons: 14
Coding region: 1-2661 (886 amino acids)
Cellular component (GO): cell periphery; cell septum
Molecular function (GO): chitin synthase activity
Source: RefSeq, a predicted model, not a curated record